Molecule: messenger RNA, 3304 nt
Organism: Spodoptera litura
Lineage: Eukaryota; Metazoa; Arthropoda; Insecta; Lepidoptera; Noctuidae
Gene: Rab9
Product: RAS oncogene family member Rab9
Biological process (GO): retrograde transport, endosome to Golgi
Cellular component (GO): lysosome; phagocytic vesicle; late endosome
Molecular function (GO): GTPase activity; GTP binding
Source: RefSeq, a predicted model, not a curated record
CGUUGGAACAGCUGUGAAGCAUCGUCGUGCGAGAAUAUUUACAAAUAAAAAUAUUUCUUCGAAUCUGGAAACAUCUAUCUUAGUUUUUAUAUUCCUAACUAACGUCGUUAGUUAAUUGCUAGUGAUAUUGUUAGUAACGGUAUAGGAAAUCAGUUUGAAUGAGUCAUUAAUUAAAUAGUGUAGUUUUGCGCUCUUAUUUAACUCAAGGCUGCGGUAAUAAAGAAACGUUUUAGUGAAUAUAAUGUGUGGUUCGACAUAAUGGUGGAAGAUAGUGAUCGCGGUUACGGAAGGACCGCUAACAAGAGCACAUUGCUGAAGAUUGUGAUACUCGGAGAAGGUGGAGUGGGGAAGUCAUGUUUGAUGAGCAGGUUUAUAUCGAACCACUUCGAUGACCACAGCUUCCACACCAUCGGAGUCGAGUUCAUGAAUAAAACAAUAGAAGUCAAUGGAAAACCAUACACAUUACAGGUCUGGGACACAGCAGGACAGGAACGCUUCAAGUCUCUGCGGACGCCUUUCUACAGAGGCUCCGAUAUAUGCAUCUUAGCGUACGCCAUAGACGACCGCAGCUCCUUCAAUAAUAUUAAGAUGUGGCUGAAUGAGUUUCUACAUUACGCUGGAGUGAAGAACGGCAUUGAUAGAUACCCAUUUAUGGUUGUCGGCAAUAAGUCAGACGUAUCCUCAAAAGAUAGAGAGGUGACAUUCGACCAGCUGAAGCAGUGGUGUGAGGAGAACAAGAUUGCAACUUACAUUGAAACGUCUGCGAAGAAUGAUAAUAAUGUUGUUGAAGCGUUUUCCAUGGCUGUACAGAGAUGGGUGGACCUAGAGCAAAGAGCAGAAAAAGAGUUGGGCAUGCUUCAUCACCCUGACACGGUUACCCUCCACGGCUCCAGUACAGCGUCAAACAUAAGAGCCACCUGCUGCUCCAGAUUUAGCGAGGCAUGAGCUAUUGGUGCUACACACAGGUUCAUUAACCUUACAUGUCACCGAGGUAUGUUGAAAAUGGACAUUGGUAGAUAUUUAUUAACUUAAAGUAGGUACUUUUUAUUACCUAUUUUAUAUAGUUUUUGUUAUGCAUUUAAUUUUUUAUUCAGUCUUAAUUUGUACUUUUUAAUCUAUGGCAGUUUUGACGUCUGUCAUUGUACGUUUAUGUCAGACCACAGAUAAAGAUACAUGUGAAGUUUAUAGAUUGUUUUAUUGUUUUUUUAUAUCGGCUUGAAAAAUAGAAUCUCAACUGACUUAAUGCAUUGUCUAGUCCAUUAUUAACAUACAUCAGUUUUUAAAAUUACGUAGAAUAGUAGGUAUACUAUUCUACGUAAUUUUUACUCUGUCAUAGUGAUGUGAUAAAAUUUCUAAAUCGAAUGAAUUUCAUGAACAUUAUUGUGGGGUCUUAAAAGAAAAAUGAUUGAAACAAUCGCACCAAUGUUUAAUCGUAGUAUAGUUUGCACAGAAAGUUAAUUUUAGGCACAUGUUAUAAUACUUAAUAAGUUUGACGCUAAACUUUAGGGAUAUCUGUAUGCUACCUAAGUCUGGAUUUGCGAGACAAUUUCACUUAAAAUUAUUUACUUACGAAUAAUGUAGCUGUAAUAACAUAAUUAGAUGCGUCUUUCAAAUUAAAUAUACUAUAAAUGAUCAGUAUACGUAAUAACGUAGUAUUUGUAAUUUGGUUGUGGGGAUUUUCGAAGGAAUCAUACAUCACAGAAAUUACUAAUAUUGGUUUCACAUUCCAAUGUUAUUAAGUUACAAGAUAUUUACUUAUAUGGAUAACAGACGCUGUGAGAUACUAAGUCCGUAAUAUAUUCUCAAGCUCUGGCUAUCAUUUUGUCUCUUUCUAAUUUAUGGUGAAAAUUAUUGCGGAACAGAGGCUUAGUCAAAGCUAAACAAGGUUUUUAUACUCUAUACAUUAUUAAUUGAAUUUUACGUUCUACUUCUAUAUUUUUUUUUUGCUAACCAUAAAUUCGUUCUUAAAAAAAAGAUUAUAAACUGACCAAAGAUGAGCUAAAUUUGAUUUUGCAGUAAUUUAAAUAUAUUUUGAAGUUUGGUGUAUUAGAUGUAAUAAAACUCGGCCUAAACUUUUGUACAUAGUGUUAUUUAGGUAUAUCCUAAUGAUAUUUCUGAUAUUGAUCUUGAAAUACACGUUUUAAAAUUACUUUUAAGUCUAUAAUCGAACAUCAAAUAUCUACAUGGUCACCCACAUAGUUUAUCGAUAUAUUUUUUAUCACUUACCCAUCCUUCCAAGCAAUUGUUUUCACUUAUAGCCUAGUGCUAGAUAUUAAAACAAUAUUUAUUUGUAUAAAACUUUUUGUUCGUGACUAUAAUGACCAUAUUAUAGAGGCAGCUCCCAAAUUAAUUGUUAUAGUUGUUGGUAAUGACUUUACAUGAAAUAAACCUACAAAAUUGUAGUCAAAGGUCACGUGGGCGUUGACCCUGCGAUCAGCUGGUUGUAGUAACUUUGUAAAGUACCUAAUGUAGAUAUUUGAAACAUUUUUAAAGUUACGCCAUUAAGUACCAUUGGUGUAGUUUAAAAUACACUUAACCUUUUUAUCAAAAGGCUUGUAUACGCAGAGGUGCACAUUACGGCAAAUAAAUACCACUGUACAAUGUAACACUUACUUUUCACUAUUUAUGUUAUGAGUACCAUGUAAUAGGGGAUGGGCCUAUAGCCAUAUACCCCGGUAUAUAUAGUGGAUUUAGCACUAUCCUGGAUAUUGCUGAAUCCACUUUAUUGUGAUUAAAUUAACCCUUUGACUUUGGUAGAUUAGUGUUGAAGGCAAAUUUUACGCCGACUAAGCAGAUAUGCCGUGCAUUAGACACUUGUAGGGUUAACAAACGAAAUAUUUGCCUACCUUUGCGUUAAAAAUCCGAGUAGUUGCCGUCCCAUUUAGUGUUGUGUGAUAUACCUAUGUAUAUAUAAUGUUUAUUUUUAUAUAGACUAUGCUGUUUUUCAAUCAAUAUCUUUAAAGAUCUUCGAUCGAAGUGAAUCUAUUAUGAAGUCAUUCAGGCAUAUUAAUUUUGUAAAGAUUGAACUUAAAAACUUAACAGUUCUUAAGAUUAUUGACUGCUAAUGUAAAUUAAAUAAUAUCACUGUUUAAACUAGACUUUAAAACAUUAUCUAGUAAUUCUUGUAAAUAGAUGAACAUGCACUACCUAAUACAUAAAAAAUCUAUAGACUGCACUCAAUUCCCGAGUUAAAAAUUCGCUUAUUGGAUGAAAGUUUUAAACCAUAAAUGAGUAAUUAUGUUUUCGGCUUACUCGUGUAACUAUUUGACGAGGAGCUGGACUGGUUUCAAACCAUGCUAGAGGC